GUUGGGGGGAGAGGAACAAACAGCAGCGCCCUGAAGAGUGGCGAAGACACCUGUCAUCAGGACAACAACGACCCAGGAGCCAGCGAAGGAGGCCAAGCGGCGCAGUCGACAUGGCCGCAGCAAGGAGACCAGUCCUGUGCAGCGAUGCAGAGCCACAAAAAUUUUCUCAUGAAGAACUGAAGGAUUUGGUCAGUGCCCUGUCUCUGUCGAAAGAUAAAGCUGAUCUAUUAACAUCCCGUCUAAAGGAAAAAUGUCUACUUAUGAAGGAUGGAAAUGUAGCAUUGUCUGAUUCUUGUCAAGGAUCCCACCAAAUUCCCGAGAUAUGCUAUAAGUCAGUAUCAGGGACUUGUGAAGUUGCUGGAUGCUCGAGACUCCAUUCAAAGAUUCACUUUCAUUGGCAAGUGACCAACGAUUGUGAAAUUUGGUAUAACUUCCCAGAGAAGUAUGUUCUUUUUCUGGAACAGCAUUUCUGCAAUCCUGAGAAUAACUUGACUAUCCUGCAACGACUCGAUGAUUCCUGCCAUGACAGAGGUCUAUUAUCAAUAUUGAAAUGUCACAUUUGGGAAAUAGGCUUCAAAUACACGCAAUGGGAUAAUAAUUGUGCAUAUAUUCCCAUUGUCUGUCAAAACAUGGAAUAUUACAUCCGGAGACUUUGCACCGAGAGAGAGCCGACACAGAAACUCAGAGCAAACAGAUUCAUUUGGUAUUUCCAAAAUGACUUGCAGAAAUGGUGUACGUUCGACCAUACUAACAAUAUGAGACUGGAAGAUGCUUACCAAGAGAAUCCGAAAGGAAAUGUGACAAUAUGGGCCAACGUAGCCAUUUACAGAGUGGAUUUCAGCGAAAUGAAUCAGAAAAAUGUAUCUACAAAGAAAAUACGAGAUAUACGGCGCAGGCCCCUGCCAUUUGCACAAAGUCAUUAGAGAUAAAAGGCAUAUAAUUUUCUAAAGUGAAUUUUAGUAAGAAACAUUGCAUUAUCUAUAAAUUAUAUAUAUGUGCACAAACACACACACACACACACAGAGACUCACACAAACACACACACACACACACACACACACACACACACACACACACACACACACACACCUCACACACACACACACACACACACGCACGCACACACACAUACACACAUACAUAUAUAUUGACGGCCACCUUCAGUCGAUUUCGACUAUGGCAUUAUUGUCUCUACCCGCCAGAACGAGGUCACAAGCGACAGCCCCUUUGGGGCUCCGCCUCCGGAUUUUUCCUCAGGGUUGACUCCCGAAGCCUUUUCAUCUCAUAAAUAUCACAAGGCAGUGGAUUGUUUUGUAUAGGGUGAACUCUCAUAGCCUUUGAUCAUGCACGGACUGAACAAUCUUGUAUUUUUGGGAUGAAAAGGCUUCGGGAGUCAACUCUGAGUUCGUUGUCGCUUGCGACCUCGUUCUGGCAACUCCUGCAACGCCGCUGAUGGCAAACAGUAUCGGUCUAUGCCGUUCCUUUGGAUCUGUAGUGGACUAUCGGUUUGUAAUGGAAAAUUUAAACACAAAUUUAUGGAUGUCUCCUUCGGCAGCCUGACCUCGUAUGUAAGCCGAAAUGUCCCUUUAGAAGAACUCUACGGUGUCUCACUCCAGAUUUAAGUGUGGACGUGCCAACUGCCCUUAAUACAAGCUGAAUGGACAGACGGAGCUAGUUGGACACUGACUGUCGAGGAGGCGAAGAAGAGGCCGCACGGAUGUCCUAUGAGCGUAGAUUUUUAGUUUACAUUUAUAUAUUUUUUUCGCGUUAUUUUAUUUUUUCGUGUUAUUUUAUCAGAUUAUGGAAGCCUCUUAGAAUUAAUUAUCGGAGCACAUCUCGAUGUAAUGCCACGUUUAUCACAACGAGGGAACGCCAGCGUUACAGGUUGUAGGCUUGAGGAAACCAAAACGAAAAAAAAAUAAUUUAGUAAUAGUUCGAAAUUUUCUUUUAAUUAGCAUUUUACUUUAAAACAAACUCAUCUUUUAAGUGAUAUUUUCCCACCUAAUCGUCAGGGUUUGCCUGGCCAAAGAUAAAAAAUAAGAUUCUAGCACAUAAAGAUACGCACUUUGCUCCCUGUGUUCCUUGGGAGCACAGAUGUAUGAUAAGGUGAAUCUCACCUUUUCGAGUGAGUAGCUGCUGCAGGCUGAGGCAGGAGGCACCCUAGGCUGGGCUUUCCUCUUUUUUGUGUGUCCCUUUUGUUCGGAUCGUACGAGAUCUGAUUACGGCGCACCUUGUGGUUUUGAGAACUUUUUUCGUUUAGAUGAAUAUACACUCGAGCGAGUGAACAAUAGGCUGGUGCUCUUUUAUUUUUGCGUAAUGGCUUCCAUUUUUUAUGAAUUUUAAAGUCUUAAAAGGAACUAGUUUUCAGCUCCCUUUUUAGUUUCGCGAUUUAAAAAGAUUUGGUUCUUGUUUUUAUUAACUUUUAAAACUUUUGCUUUAUAAUAAAAACUUUGAUGUUUUUUGUUUUUUACUUAUUCUUAGCAAAUUCUAAGAUGAGCUUUGCUGCUUGACUUAUAAGGCAAGUAAAACUGAUGAGCUUUGUUGCUUGACCUUUAAGGAAAAGUAAAACCGAUGAACUUUGCUGAUUGACCUGUAAGGGAAGUCAUUGUUAAUUCUGAAAUAGCCUUAUCUUAAAUCCUUCACACGUGGUGAAAUCCCCGUGCUCGUCUCCUCGCUCAGGUUACGUCUUACCAUUCUUUUGUCUCGCUGGUUCAUACAUUUUACACUACACACACUCCAACAUUUGAACAUGACCUGCCCCUCAUUUCCACAACACUAAUUACACAUCAACUUCUCCCAAAAUACGUAUUAAACGGGUAGUGACAGUGAGCGCUACUGUUGUACAUAUCUUCACAGCUGAGACACGAAUAAUGGAAAUUUAAUAUGUCAUAAGGAUCGGUACACUACAGAUCCAAUAGCUGCGUGGAGAGAGGGAGCAUACUACAUGGGCAACAGCUUUUUUCUCACAGUCUUUCGCCCAGGCACUGACCCUGCCUAUACGGGAGUGGGUAGAGACAAUAAUGCCAUAGUCGACAUCGAUUGAAGGUGGCCGUCGAUAUAUACAUAUACAUCGCUGCUUCGUAAGGACGCUACUCAAAUUACCAAGAUAAACAAUAGAUUAAUUGAAUCAUGAACCUAAAUUAUAUAUAUCAUUGUUUACUGAUCUAUUUAUAUAUUACUUUACUUUUGUAUAGCUUUCCCCGACACUUUCCUGAGAAAUACUUUUGCCUUCGUGACUGGCUUGUUUUUAUAAACCGCCAGUAAUAAUCAACCAUGAAAAAUUACUUUUUACAUCAUGACCUACUGUUUAAAUAUGUGAUCUUUAUAAUUUGGGGUUCUAUUCACUUAAAGUAGUCUGGGCAUUAUUCGACUCAAAAGUGACACUAGGAAGAUUUUCUAAGAGAGCUGGGAUGUAAAGAAAAUAUAAAGGUAUUGUAACAUA
This is a messenger RNA of Penaeus monodon (black tiger shrimp), 3442 nucleotides long. RefSeq lists its product as uncharacterized. Gene Ontology annotation, molecular function: zinc ion binding. The transcript has 2 exons. Bases 111 to 923 code for a protein of 270 amino acids. The record is from RefSeq and is a predicted model, not a curated record. Lineage: Eukaryota; Metazoa; Arthropoda; Malacostraca; Decapoda; Penaeidae.